Molecule: messenger RNA, 805 nt
Organism: Camellia sinensis
Lineage: Eukaryota; Viridiplantae; Streptophyta; Magnoliopsida; Ericales; Theaceae
Product: F-box only protein
Source: RefSeq, a predicted model, not a curated record
CAAGAAAAGAGAAGUAGAGGAAAAAAUACUAGUAGGAGGAGAGGAGGUGGAGUGGAACGAAAAUGGAAAUGGAAAAGGAAAAGGAAAAGGAAAAGGGAGAAGGAACAGGAAGGAGGGAGAAGAAAACAGGGGAAAGAAUAUGUAAGAGGUGCAAACAAACAUACAAUCCAUCCUCCAACAGCUCUUCUUCCUGCCGCUUCCAUCCUUCUUUCUUCGUUUGCCGUCGUCACGAUGAUCAGAAGAGGACUACUCCAGUCUCAUAUCUUAUUGAUGGGCAAAGCCUUGUUCAAAAAUGCUUGGAGAUGCACUGGGUCACAUUCAUGUACUAUGAAUUGGGACCUGAAGAUCCCCCAUAUGCUGCCAAGUUCUAUGAUUGUUGUGGAGCAGAGGACCCUGAGGCAGCUGGCUGCACUACUAGUUUUCAUGCUUCAUACGAUGAUGAUUGAUGAAGUUAGUACUCUUUGUUGUCACUCAUUGUUGAUUAUGCAUUCAAGUAUUUAGAAAACUACAAUCUCCUUUGGUUUAAUACUUAAUCGUUUCUUACUCCUUGUAAUUGGUAGCAUCUGAAUUUACUAAUUUAUAGAGGUCUGUAUGUACGAUAUGUGUGUGUGUGCGCGCGCAUAUAUAGAUGUGUGCGUGUAUAGUUUAUGUGAAGUGAAAAUGAAACCAUGUGGCAUAGAUUUGAGUGUAGGUAGAUGGGGAUUUUCUCAUGAGAGGAGACCCCCUCCCCUGAUUUCUGGUUGGCAAUUAUGGUAACUAUGUUAUUAAAUUAAAUUAAUGAGAGUGGUACGCCAUGUUUUACACA